Pollicipes pollicipes is the source of this 1164-nucleotide messenger RNA. RefSeq names its product ester hydrolase C11orf54 homolog. The coding region runs from base 103 to 1053 and encodes 316 amino acids. The transcript is spliced from 7 exons. Gene Ontology annotation, molecular function: hydrolase activity, acting on ester bonds; zinc ion binding. Gene Ontology annotation, cellular component: nucleus. The record is from RefSeq and is a predicted model, not a curated record. NCBI's taxonomy places the organism in Eukaryota, Metazoa, Arthropoda, Thecostraca, Pollicipedomorpha, Pollicipedidae.
GUUGGCUGGGCGGGAGUAUUCCAUGCGCUCAGUGUAGAUUCCCCGCCGGUGGUUUGUAAGGUUCGGAGGUGUCGUGGUUGGUGAAGAACAACCGCCGCAACCAUGACGACCCUGGAGACGAACACCCUUAAGGUGGAGAACAGCGCUCUGUACCAGCCGCCGCAGGUCGAGAUGGCCGUAGUGCUGGAGUCGGCGCUGCGCGAGAACUUUGCCGAGGCGACGGUCCGCAUUGUUGACUGUCCAGACCUGAGGCAGGAGCCGUUCGGUCUGGCCGCCGCCGGUCUGUGCGGCUCGACGCGCGUGGUUGAGGUGGGCGGCGUGCCCAACCUGGUGCCGCUGGUGAAGCGCGACAGGCUGUACAACCUGUGGGAUGUGCCUGCCGCUUGCGGACUGCCCGAGGGCAUGCUUCUUGGAGCCGGGGCCGGCCCGUGGCCGUACGUCGGCAAAAACUCGGAGAUGAUGCCGAACCUGUCGGUGGCCGCGUCCGGGCGGGUCAACAACAGCUACGUAGUGACUGUGGAGAAGUCCGGUAUGGUGCAGGCCAAGCUGCCCGAGCACGAGGCUCGCGUCGCCCUUCUCUGCAACGCCUUCGUCUCCAAGGGCGAGCAGGGCAAGGUGUUCGAGAUUGUCUGCAAAAAUCGGACGGGCGAAGAGAAUUUCAUUUCCUGUCUACGAAAGGCGUUGCAUAAUAGGUACCAGGAUCGGACGGUGGCCAUGGGCGGCGUGUUCCGGAUUGAAGCCGGCAAGGCUCGCGUGCACGUGAUGCCCGAGUUCAGCGAGACGCCGCUGCAGUGUGACAGCGAGGUGGCCAACUGGCUGCAGUUCUACGAGGUGUCGUCGCCCCUCGUCUGCCUCACCAGCUUCCUCUCGUCCGACCCGGGGCUCGACUUCCGGCUGGAGCACACACACUGCUUCAGCGCGCAUGGAGAGGGCGGCCACUACCACUGCGACACGACCGCGGACAAGGUGCACUACCGCGCCUACCUGAACCUGGCCGAACGGGCGUACCGCGUGGAUGCGCCGGCGGCCACGCACCAGAUCGGCCGUAACUAACUACCGUUGAGCGCGACCGGGACGGAUGGGACAUUACGGGGCAGGACACAGGACUCAGGACACAGGACACAGGACACAGGACACAGGACAUAACACAGCACACAGGACAGA